Pyricularia oryzae 70-15 is the source of this 708-nucleotide messenger RNA. RefSeq lists its product as uncharacterized. The coding region runs from base 118 to 483 and encodes 121 amino acids. The record is from RefSeq and is a predicted model, not a curated record. The transcript has 2 exons. Lineage: Eukaryota; Fungi; Ascomycota; Sordariomycetes; Magnaporthales; Pyriculariaceae.
UGGAGCCAUUACAAUGCGAUCAUUCUUGGCCAUUUUUAGAUUCCAAAUAGAGAUCAUCUAUGAAACUGAUGCAUUGUGCUUCAUGUAUAAAGAAGUCCAGUCCAUCCGGCUUUCAGGAUGAUGUUUUUGAAUAUCUCACAUUCAGCCUCUAACUCAAUUCAUUCCAUUCAAUAUCUUACCAGCCGGUCUGUUUUUCCCGCGUUCCUUGACGGCACGUUCAACUUGAUAUCCAACCUUUCUUUCUCAACCACAAUCAUGAAGGUCUUCACCAUCAUCACCUUGGCAGUCUCUGCCGUUGCGGCCCAAAGCUGCGUUCUCAAGUGCAAGAGCGGUCCUCAGGGCGGAAGCGACGUCACCGGUACCUGUUCUUCGCAGGGUGUGACCUGCACCCAACCCUCAGGCGGCCUUCAAUGCAAGCUCGGCUUCCCGUCCUUCACGCCGCCGUCGCAAUGUACUUUCUGCACAUGUGCGCCGCCUUCAUGAGUUUGAUUGUUGAGGGCGAGCAAUGGUGCAACACAUCCAGGAUGUGUUGACCAGAGAUGAAGUUUGGGUCAGCGGACAGCCUGGAUCAGUGCUUCCUUUGAUCAGAGGGAAGUUUCUGCGAGGGUAUGAAAUGAGAAUGGUCAUAGUUUCUACAAUUUAGCGGCUUAGAUACUGGACAAGAGCUCCAGCAAAUCCAGAGGCGUUGACUCAAUGGUCUGAAUGAAC